UAUGGGUUUCUCAGAAGAGAGUCUUUUUCAAUAGUCUUGUUUUUGUUUUUAUUUUGACCACCGAUGAAAAGUCGUUUAUUUGACGUCUACUUUUGAGUUAACUGAUUUUACUCAAGUCACUGUUUUUUCCACAAAAGCUAAAACGCAAACGCAGAUACAGAAGUUGGUUUCUUGCAGUUCUUGUUGUCGCCAGAGAUGGGAAUGUAUCCAUAGCGGAGGAAGCAAACCGUAUCCAGCUAACUGUGCAAACAAAUCUUCCUUUAUCCACAUAUAUCGGUUUUCAGGAGCUAUUUACACUUAAACAUGGGUUCAAUACUGAGCAGGAGGAUUGCUGGAGUUGAAGAUAUCGAUAUUCAAGCCAACUCGGCGUACAGAUAUCCUCCCAAAACAGGAAAUUAUUUCACCAGCCAUUUUUUCAUGGGAGGAGAAAAGUUCAACACGCCCCAUCCUGAGGGAUAUCUCUUUGGAGAAAAUAUGGAUUUGAAUUUCCUAGGCAACAGACCUGUGCAGUUUCCCUACGUGACCCCGGCGCCGCAGGAGCCUGUGAAGACGCUGAGGAGUUUGGUGAACAUCAGGAAGGAUUCAUUACGACUUGUCAAGUAUAAGGAUGAUUCUGACAGCACCCCGGAGGACACAGGAGAUCCUAGACUCCUUUACAGUGUUGAAUUCUGCUUUGAUACUGAUGCCAGAGUGGCUAUUACAUUAUACUGUCAAGCCUUUGAGGAGUUUGCCAAUGGGAUGGCAAUAUACAGCCCCAAGAGCCCUUCAAUGGUGUCUGAGACGGUCCAUUAUAAGGGAGGGAUAAAUCAGCAAUUUUCUCUACCUUCCUUCAAGAUUGAUUUCACCAAAUGGAAACCUGAAGAGCUGAACUUUGAUCUGGACAAAGGCGUUUUCCCUUUGGUGGUCAAAGCAAUAGUGGAUGAUGGAGAUGAUGUCACCGGGCAUGCACAUGUUCUCUUGGCUGCUUUUGAAAGGCAUGUUGAUGGCAGUUUCUCUGUGAAACCUUUGAAACAGAAGCAGAUCGUGGACCGCGUGAGCUAUCUUCUGCAGGAGAUUUACGGCAUUGAAAACCGGAACAAUCAGGAGACAAAGUCCACGGAGGAUGAGAACAGUGACAACAGCAGCGAGUGUGUGGUUUGUUUGUCGGACCUGCGUGACACACUCAUUCUCCCUUGCAGGCACCUGUGUCUGUGCAAUGCCUGUGCUGACACACUGCGUUACCAGGCCAACAACUGCCCAAUCUGCAGACUGCCAUUCAGAGCCCUGCUCCAGAUUCGAGCCGUGAGGAAGAAAACAGCUGCCUCUCUCUCACCAGUGUCCUUUAGCCCAGUGUUGUCCCAGAGCUCUGACCAUACUGAGCAUUCGAAUGCAGACAACAUUCCCCCUGGCUAUGAGCCUAUCUCACUUCUGGAAGCCCUGAAUGGGGUGCAACCCAUGUCCCCUUCAAUCCCAUCUGCACCUCUCUAUGAGGAGAUCCAGUUUUCUGGGGAGAUGGGGGAUCCUCUUAACCUGAGUGCAGAAACCACAUCGAUGAAGGGCAAAGGUAGCAAGUCACCAGAUGGGUCUACACGUUCUUCCUCAUCCCCCAUACAGGAGGAGGAAGACGAGGAGAAGAUGUUGGAGCUCUCUGAUGGCCAGCCUCGGUCUGUUCUGCCCUGUAGUCUCAGUCCCACUGAGGCAACAGAGGGUGUGUCCACCAAACCAGGAUUCCCAAAUUCAGGUUCAGAGAGCAGAUCGCUCAGUGUGUCUGUGAGUGAAAUCCUACAGGACUGCCACAGUGAGCGCAGCAGCCUGAGCCGGACAGAAAGUGACCCCUCAGCAGACCUGGCCCUGCCUGCGUCUGAGUCAUGGUCCACUGCUGUAGAGGAAUGUUGACUCUGGGUCAUCGGAGUCCAUAGAAAGCCUGAGGAGUCAGAGCACCAGCAGCUCCAGUCAGCCCCUGCUCUGCCUCCCCAGCACCCUGCGCAUGGAGGAUGAGCGGCUCACUUCAUAAACGCCCCUGUUGUGCCAGUUUCAUCAAUCCGCUGUUUCAAUCUCUGCUACGCAAAUCACAUUAUUCCCAUUCCAGCACACUAUUGUUCAUGGAUGCUACCCUGUCUCAAUUAAGACAAUUACUUCUCGAGUAGAACGAUCAAAAUUGUGUAUUAAAGAGUCCUAGACAUUUCACUGUGUAGUAGAAACACUUCACAGAAAUCUAACACACUACCUUCAAGAAAACUUAAAAAAGAAUCUUUAUUUAUAAGACGCUUAUAGCUUUUGCUGUGAGAGUUCAGAAAUGUUGAAUGAUUCAAAAUCUUUUAAUGGAUGCCCAAUCUCUUUGAUGUAUGCAGCUUCAUGGUGAUUUAUGACUGUGUACUUGUUAGAAUUAAAAAAAAAAAGAUAUAUAUAUAUCACUAAGUGCAUCAGAUUGCAGUAUGAUACGGACUAUAAACAGUUAUCCAGCUGAAGUAAUCCUCUAUGUCUGUAUCUUAUUAUUUUGUUUUGUGCCUUAUAGUACUGUGUUGCUGUCCCUUCAUGUUGAAACAAAAAGUGGGAAGCUGUAGCACUUUUUGAAGCUUUAAUAAAAAGUUUAUAGAGGGAUCUGCCAUCAUUUACAGUGACAUAUCUGAUGCUUUUUAGUGAAUUCACUGCUGCUUCUAUAUGUCAGGCACCUUUAAAAGUGAUGUAUAUUUGUAUGUAGUCAAAUUGUUUUAUCAUAAAGUGUUGUACACAAA
Carassius auratus (goldfish) is the source of this 2714-nucleotide messenger RNA. RefSeq names its product probable E3 ubiquitin-protein ligase MGRN1. The record is from RefSeq and is a predicted model, not a curated record. Lineage: Eukaryota; Metazoa; Chordata; Actinopteri; Cypriniformes; Cyprinidae. Gene Ontology annotation, molecular function: ubiquitin protein ligase activity. The coding region runs from base 304 to 1875 and encodes 523 amino acids. Gene Ontology annotation, biological process: protein ubiquitination; endosome to lysosome transport; negative regulation of G protein-coupled receptor signaling pathway. Gene Ontology annotation, cellular component: plasma membrane; cytoplasm; nucleus. The transcript has 17 exons.